AAAAUUUAGCGUUACGUUGUGCCACAAACAAAAGACCAACAAUCCUCAAGAAGGGAAGUGCCCAUUAUUCUCGGAACUUCGUAUGGUACUGGAGCAAACUGAAACUUCUGAAGUGCAGUUAUUUGCUUUGUCCUUCGGGUCACUUUGCGGUAUCUAAGCUUUGUUAUUAACCGCAACAAUAAAAAACAUUUGACCUAACUCUUGCUGUACAAUGUUGUGGUGGCCUAAGUCUGUUAUGCUGGCGGUCCAGAAAGUGUCCUGUGAUAUGGAAAGGUGUUACUAAUAUUGGAUUUGGUAUAUGAAUGGUAAAGAAACAAAAACCUGUUAGAGAAACUGUUCAUUAAAAAACAAUAUUCCUGGAUGAUUUGUGUCAAAAAUUGUUUAGCUACCUCGAAUUUUAAAGACCUCGAAGGCGUGGCCUGGGGUUUCAAAAAGGUUGUAUCAAAAGGAAUAUGUCAACUUCAAGAAGUUGGUACGAGAUGAAGGAUGUGAGAAAAAGGCUUACAGCAACUUUAGGGCUUGGUGCAGAUAACUAUGGCACUCUCCCUGAUGAAACAGAUGCAGAAAAACCAGAAAGAAUAAUCAUAAUCAAUGCAACCCAGGAACAACAAUUCUGUCGAAAUAAGAUAAGCACUGCUAAGUACAAUUUGGUGACGUUCUUUCCAAAGUUUUUACUCGAGCAGUUUAGCCGAUAUUCAAAUGUCUUCUUUCUUCUGAUUGCACUUCUGCAGCAAAUUCCAAACGUGUCUCCGACUGGACGUUACACCACUGCAGUACCUCUCCUUUUUGUACUUAGUUGUUCUGCUAUCAAAGAAAUUAUUGAAGAUAUUAAACGACAUAGAGCUGACGACAUAACAAACAGGCAACUUGUUCAGGUUGUACGAAACGGGAAAACACAAAAUAUACGCUGGAGAGAUGUCCAAGUUGGUGACAUUGUCAAAGUUCUUAAUGGCAAUUUCUUCCCAGCUGAUUUGCUGCUACUAUCUUCAAGUGAACCAAUGGGAAUGUGCUACAUCGAAACAGCGAACCUGGAUGGAGAAACAAACCUCAAAAUUCGACAGGGUCUGCCAGCCACUGCCUACUACACGACUUUAAGCUCUAUGUUGUCUUUGCUGGGUAAAGUUGAGUGUGAAGGACCAAACAAUCGACUUUAUGAUUUUGUCGGUAACAUUACCCUGCAGGGCCAGAGGGCAGUGCCCAUCAGUGGCGAGCAAAUUCUGUUAAGAGGAGCACAGCUCAGAAACACACAGUGGAUAUUCGGUCUGGUGAUUUACACUGGUCACGAAUCAAAACUACUCCAGAAUGCCACUGCCGCACCGAUUAAGCGGUCCAAUGUUGAUCAUACCACCAACGUGCAGAUUCUUUUUCUCUUUGCGAUGCUCAUUGCUCUUGGGCUGUUCACGUCAAUUGGAAAUGAAAUCUGGACAAGUAAACACCGAAAAACUGAUUGGUAUCUUGGCUUCGAGGGAUUAAAACCACAAAAUUUUGGUCUUACAUUCUUGACAUUUGGCAUUCUCUUCAACAAUCUCAUCCCAAUUAGUUUGCCAGUUACAUUAGAGGUUGUGAAAUUUAUCCAAGCAAUGUUUAUCAACAUGGACGAAGACAUGUACUACGAAGAAACAGAUACACCGGCCAUGGCAAGGACUUCAAAUCUCAACGAGGAGCUAGGACAGGUUAAAUACAUAUUCUCUGACAAAACUGGAACGUUAACAAGAAAUAUUAUGGAAUUUCGAAAAUGUACGAUUGCUGGCUUAGCGUAUGGGGGAGAUGGUGAGAAGUUCAACGAUGCAAGAUUGCUGGACAAUCUUCAAAGUCAUUCGUCUGGCUCAGUGAUCAGAGAAUUCUUGACCUUAUUAGCUGUAUGUCACACAGUGAUUCCCGAAAGAGAUCAAACAGAUGGUGAAAACAUCAUAUAUCAAGCUGCUUCCCCCGAUGAAGGUGCACUUGUUAAAGGCGCUAAACAACUGGGGUUUUCCUUCAGUGUCAGAACUCCAACCUCCGUCAUAAUCAACGUGCUUGGCCAAGAAGAGGUUUAUGAAAUUUUGAAUGUAUUAGAAUUCAACAGUACACGCAAAAGAAUGUCUGUGAUAGUGCGGACUCCAACGGGUCAAAUUAAACUGUACUGUAAAGGAGCGGACAAUGUCAUUUACGAUCGACUAGGCAGUGAGCAGAUAUGUGACAAAGCGACGUUGCAACACAUGGAAGAUUUUGCUAGAGAAGGUCUUCGAACACUGUGCAUAGCAAUGACUGAGCUUAGCGAAAGCGAGUACGAGGAAUGGAACAAAGAAUUCUACAAAGCAAGCACUGCCUUUGAUGAGAGAGAUGCAAAAGUUGAUGAAGCUAGUGAGAAUAUUGAGAAGAACUUGUUCUUACUCGGUGCAACUGCAAUAGAAGACAAACUACAGGAAGGUGUUCCUGACAGUAUUGCUACCUUGUCAGCAGCUAACAUUAAAAUCUGGGUUCUUACUGGAGACAAACAAGAGACAGCCAUUAAUAUAGGAUUUUCAUGCAAGCUGUUGACAGACCAACUUGAUAUCCUGAUUUGUGAAGGAAACAAUUUAACGGAAGUUAAAGACUGGCUCAACGAUCGCCUACAAGACCAUGGUAUUACACGAUUCCAACCUAAGAAAAAGAAGCAGAAGAGAAUUGUGAAAGAAACAAAGGAGUUGGCACUUAUAGUCACUGGACAGGUUCUUCACCAUGCUUUGAAGGCAGAGUGUAGAGAUUUCUUUUUAGAUCUUGCAUUGGUUUGCAGAGCUGUCAUAUGCUGCAGAGUCUCCCCUUUGCAAAAAUCCCAAGUUGUGAAUUUAGUCAAACAAAACGUUGAAGAUGCAAUCACCCUUGCUAUUGGCGAUGGUGCCAAUGACGUCAGCAUGAUCCAGGCUGCACACGUAGGUGUUGGCAUUAGCGGCCAAGAGGGAUUGCAAGCGGCCAGUGCUUCUGAUUACGCUAUUGCUCAGUUCCGAUUUUUGAACAAGCUACUACUGGUCCAUGGCGCACUGAGUUACCAGAGACUAGCAAAAUUGAUCAUGUAUUCAUUUUACAAGAAUAUAUGUCUUUAUGUUAUUGAGUUAUGGUUUGCGUUCGAUAACGGCUUUUCAGGACAGAUUCUUUUCGACAAAUGGUGUAUUGGUUUAUACAAUGUGUUGUUCACGGCCUUACCUCCAUUAGCAAUUGGAUUAUUUGAUAGAACGUGCUCAAUAAAAGCAAGGCUGCAUUGUCCCAGACUCUACAAAAACUCGCAAAAUGCUGAUUUAUUUAAUACUAAGGUAUUCUGGAUAUGGAUCGGUGCUGCAAUUUAUCACUCCAUUAUUCUGUACUAUUUGCCAAGAGAGGCUUUCAAACAAGAUAUCGCCUUCCAAGAUGGCACGGUGGUUGGUCAAUGGUUUUUUGGCUGCGUUGUUUACACCUGUGUGGUGAUCACUGUUUGUCUGAAGGCUGGUUUAGAAUUGCACGCGUGGACCUGGCUUUCACACUUGUCGAUUUGGGGAAGUAUUAUUUGCUGGUUUGUCUUUCUCGCAAUUUACUGUUCCCCAUUUCUUUCGAUGAAACUGGCGCCAAAUAUGUUUGGACUGCACAUAAUGUUGUAUUCUUCAUCGCUAUUUUGGCUCAACAUGAUCAUCAUACCAGUCAUAGCCCUGUUCGUCGAUUUCCUGUUCCACGUAUGCCAAAGAACGUUCUUUAAGAACUCAAGACAAUACGUGCAGGAAUUAGAGAUUGUCAAAAAGCUUAAACCUGAAGAAUGGUCUAUUAGUGGAAGUGGCCUUCCAAUAAAAAGAGACUUGCCACAAAUUGGAAGAAAGCCUACAAUAUCCAGAACAGAUCGUGGGUAUGCUUUCUCGCAAGAAGAAGGAGCAAUGGUUGGCCAGGGUGAGCUAAUACGUCUGUACGACACCAACCUGAACAAACCCAGUGGUAACUGAAAGGACCGACUGCUUGGUAACUUCAGACCUCGGUUCUGCUUUGGUUGGAUCUGUAUGUGUCUGCCUCUUAUAUACUUACUGUUUUGUGAACAAUAAAUUUUAGCAAGUUCGCCUGUUUAUAUAAAAUUAACGUGGCUACAUUGUUUAAGCUGUAAAUUUAAGUUUGUUCUUUGGGCUACAAUUGAAAUUCAUAAUUCUCAUAGGUUUAUGUGUAACCCUCUUUGUUGUAUGUUGGGAUUUUCAUAUAUGUAAAAUUUAUUCCCUGCAUCUUAGUAUCCAUAGUUUUCGUCACCCUUUCAUGGCAAGCUGAAUUCAACUUUAGACUGGUUAUUCUUGCUGCAAUAGGCUGCUAUGGGCCUAUCCCUUCAUCUCGUUAUAUAAAAUAAAACAACGUUUUAAAGCAGGGUGUGUUAUGAGUUCUACAUUGAAGGAUAUAACUAAGGUUUACAGAGGUGCUUAUAAAUAACAUGAUUGAUUUAGAGGGAAUUCUUGAUACUUUCAUAAAACAUUGUUUAAACAUUUGUUGAUAGAUCAAUGUAUUAAUUCAAUGUUUGCAUUAUAUGGAUUUGAUUGUAAAGUUUUA
Rhopilema esculentum is the source of this 4506-nucleotide messenger RNA. RefSeq names its product putative phospholipid-transporting ATPase IA. NCBI's taxonomy places the organism in Eukaryota, Metazoa, Cnidaria, Scyphozoa, Rhizostomeae, Rhizostomatidae. Gene Ontology annotation, cellular component: trans-Golgi network; plasma membrane. The record is from RefSeq and is a predicted model, not a curated record. Gene Ontology annotation, biological process: phospholipid translocation. Gene Ontology annotation, molecular function: ATPase-coupled intramembrane lipid carrier activity; ATP hydrolysis activity; magnesium ion binding.